This is a messenger RNA of Penicillium robsamsonii, 780 nucleotides long. RefSeq names its product YoaK family protein. Bases 1 to 780 code for a protein of 259 amino acids. The record is from RefSeq and is a predicted model, not a curated record. The transcript has a single exon. NCBI's taxonomy places the organism in Eukaryota, Fungi, Ascomycota, Eurotiomycetes, Eurotiales, Aspergillaceae.
AUGUCUGAAACAGACGCCCUGCUGGGCAAUGACAGACCCAAGAAAUCACGGUUGUCCCAGCUAUCCAAACACCUGCGCAGCGAACUCGAUCCUACGCAUGGUGAUCUGGUCCUUCUCUUCUGUUACAUCAUCACCGGGCUACUAGACAGCUCAGCGGUAUUGAUAUGGGGCUCCUUCGUGAGCAUGCAAACCGGCAACACGUUAUAUUUCGGACUGGGUGUUGUCGGAACCAAUGACGAUCGCUGGAUCAAGUCCGGAGUCUCCAUCGCGGGGUUCUGUCUGGGCUCCCUGUGUUUCGCCACCUUCCACCGUGUCUUCCCGGCAAGACGGAGAUGGGUCCUCUGUGCAUCAUUCCUUGUUCAAACCCUGUUUGUGUCCAUUGCCGCUUUGAUAGUUACCAUUCAUCGGCCGGCCCGUGAUGCGCCCCUGAAUUGGGUGGUCCUCGCCUCGGUUGCCCUAGUGGCAUUCCAGAGUAGUGGACAGGCUGUGACGAGUCGUGUUUUGAACUUUAACGGCUUGACUAGUGUUGUUCUUACUAGUACUUAUUGCGACUUAUUUUCGCACCCUGAUCUGCUCACGAGAAAGGUCUUCGGUCAUGCUGAAGAAAUGCGGCGGCUUGGCGCAGUCUUGUGCCUGUUCCUUGGGGUUAUCUUGGGGGGUCUCUGGGCUCAUAGCCAUGUUGGUAUGAUGGGAGCUUUGUGGACUGCAGCGAUUUUGAAGUUAUUGAUUGUUGGCGCGUGGCUGAUCUGGAAAGGAAAGAAUGAGGUGGAUACACAAUGA